ACCCCUUUGUGUGGAAAACCCUAAAACCCAAGAACCUGCCUCUUCUAGACCCUUCUCCUCCCUCCAAUAACAAUACCUCCUCACGCCGUCAAAUUGUUUCGUCUCUCUAUCUAACCCGCUCUCUUUCUCUCUCUAGGCUACUCUAGUCUCUCUGUUUCGAAAACAUGUACCGUUUUGCAGCAAACCUUGCUUCCAAAGCUCGGAUUGCUACUAGCAGAGGCCAACAGAUUGGUAGUAGAUUGAAUUGGAACAGAAACUAUGCCGCCAAAGACAUCAGAUUCGGAGUGGAAGCUCGGGCUUCGAUGCUAAGAGGUGUUGAAGAGCUCGCCGAUGCAGUCAAAGUAACCAUGGGCCCGAAGGGCCGGACUGUGGUGAUUGAACAAAGUUAUGGUGCUCCCAAAGUGACAAAAGAUGGUGUAACCGUUGCAAAGAGCAUUGAGUUCAAGGACAAGGUCAAAAACGUUGGAGCAAGCCUUGUCAAACAAGUUGCAAAUGCAACCAAUGAUGUAGCAGGGGAUGGUACCACGUGUGCUACGGUCCUUACCCAAGCAAUAUUUUCUGAAGGAUGCAAAUCAGUUGCAGCUGGAAUGAAUGCAAUGGACCUAAGGCGAGGUAUUACUAUGGCAGUUGAUGCCGUGGUAGCAAACUUGAAGAGUAGGGCACGAAUGAUUAGCACAUCAGAAGAAAUAGCCCAGGUGGGUACAAUAUCUGCAAAUGGAGAGAGAGAAAUUGGUGAGCUGAUUGCAAAAGCAAUGGAGAAAGUUGGCAAAGAGGGAGUCAUCACAAUUCAAGAUGGGAAGACAUUGUAUAAUGAAUUGGAAGUUGUUGAGGGUAUGAAGCUGAACAAGGGUUACAUAUCUCCAUAUUUCAUCACCAACCAGAAGAACCAGAAAUGUGAAUUAGAAGACCCUCUCAUUCUUAUCCAUGAAAAGAAGAUCUCCAGUCUAAAUUCAAUUGUGAAAGUAUUAGAGUUUGCUUUGAAGAAACAAAGGCCACUGCUGAUUGUUGCAGAAGACGUGGAAAGUGAUGCACUGGCAACUCUUAUUCUAAAUAAGCUUCGUGCUGGAAUCAAGGUUUGUGCCAUUAAAGCUCCUGGAUUUGGAGAGAAUAGGAAGUCUAAUAUGCAGGAUCUUGCCACUCUUACAGGAGGCGAGCUUAUAACUGAAGAACUCGGUAUGAAUCUGGACAAUGCUGAUUUGGAUAUUCUUGGCUCAUGUAAAAAGGUCACAAUAUCUAAGGACGAUACUGUUAUUCUUGAUGGUGCCGGUGAGAAGAGUGCCAUAGAGGAAAGAUGUGAACAGAUUAGAUCGGCAAUUGAAUCAAGCACUACUGAUUAUGAUAAAGAGAAGUUGAAAGAGAGAUUAGCUAAGAUUUCUGGUGGCGUAGCUGUCUUGAAGAUUGGAGGAGCUAGUGAAACUGAAGUUAGUGAGAAGAAAGAUAGGGUAACGGAUGCUCUAAAUGCCACAAAGGCAGCUGUAGAAGAAGGAAUUAUACCAGGUGGUGGUGUUGCUCUUCUUUAUGCAGCAAGAGAAUUGGAAAGGCUAUCAACGGCCAACUUUGAUCAGAAGAUUGGUGUUCAGAUUAUUCAAAAUGCUAUAAAGACACCCGUCCGCACAAUUGCUGCUAAUGCUGGAGUUGAGGGGGCUGUUGUUGUUGGAAAGUUGUUGGAGCAGGAUAACCCUGACCUUGGAUAUGAUGCAGCAAAAGGUGAAUAUGUAGAUAUGUUCAAGGCAGGAAUUAUUGACCCCUUGAAAGUAAUAAGGACUGCUUUGGUUGAUGCUGCGAGUGUGUCGUCGUUGAUGACCACGACUGAAGCUGUUGUGGUUGAACUUCCGAAGGUCGAGAAUGCAGCUCCAGCAACGGGCGGUGGCAUGGGAGGCAUGGGUGGCAUGGGAGGCUUGGACUAUUGAUGAUUGUUGUGGAUGGUGCGCCAUUUGGGAGUCCGGCAUACAUUAUUUUCUAGACAAGUAAUUGUUAGGGUUUUGCCCAUAAUUUAAAUUUAAUCAAGUCAUUUAUGAAGUUCAGGCAUCCAUGUAACCAUAGUGAGAGAGAACAGUCGGGCAUUCUGAUGACCUAGGGUAAGUCAGAUUAGGGUGCAAGGAACGAUCACCAUUGUUAACAUUAUCUCAUAAGGUGUCUUCCAUUCUUAAUCGGCAUUUGAGAAAUAUUUCAUUUUGUUGUUUC
Molecule: messenger RNA, 2184 nt
Organism: Cornus florida
Lineage: Eukaryota; Viridiplantae; Streptophyta; Magnoliopsida; Cornales; Cornaceae
Product: chaperonin CPN60-2, mitochondrial
Exons: 18
Coding region: 165-1910 (581 amino acids)
Biological process (GO): protein refolding
Cellular component (GO): cytosol; mitochondrion
Molecular function (GO): ATP-dependent protein folding chaperone; ATP binding
Source: RefSeq, a predicted model, not a curated record